AGAAAGGUUUUAAAUUUAUAUAAAAUAUAUUGCUUUUUAAGUAACAAGCUUUAUAAAUAUUCUUUUUCUGUGUUUAGACUAAUGGCAGGUCCUCCUGUAAAGCAGCAGGGAGAGGACAACGGUCGAUCUCCCUCAUACUGUUACAACUGCUCCAGGAGAGGACACUUUGGCCAUGCGUGUACACGGCAGAGGAUGUUCAAUGGGGUGUAUGCCACCAUUCCGUUCAUCAAUCACUAUGACACAGUGGAGGACAUCAAGCGCAGACAACACAGGCUAAAGCUGAAGGUUAAAGAACUGAAGAAAAAUGGCUGUUUCCCCACCACCUCUCAGACUCCUGUCACUCCAGGACCACCGAAAAAGAAACAGAAAAUCAGCCAUCUCGAAAACAACUGCGACCCUAACCACACACCUCAGCAAACCCCUAACAACCACAAACCCAGCCCGAACCAUAUCUUUUUUCGUGACAGUGACUUUAGUGACACAACACCCAAAACAAAUAAGUUCAAACAACCAGAAAGCACUGGCAAAGUGAAACCGUGGAAACCUAAGAGACCAGUGCCCACCUCAAGGAACCAGCUGCCACCAGCGAAGCUAAUUUUGGAUGAAGCAGCUGACUUUCCCAGAGGUGGAGGCAGAGGAGCGAACAUAGAGAAGAAGAAGAAGAAGAAGAGGUGGAAGAGACCAAAAAAAGCACCAGGAAACUGGGCGGUAACUGGUGAGAUGCAGGGGUCAGACCCGAAUCCAGAGAACGGGGCGAAGAAGAGGAAGAGGAGAUAUCGAAAGCCGGGGGACCGCUGACAAAAAACUCGCUGCGCAGAUGUUCCCGACGGAUGAGAACCUGUUUAUAAUCAAACAGAGGAAACGCAGCAGAUAGCAGCAGUAUGUCUGAGCUGUCAGGGCUGCGAUCUUUAUGACCAGUGGUUGUAUGUUCAUGAUAUUUAGAAACACGACUCAGGUCUUAACUGUGAAAGUUCCGCUUCAGGGGUUCAUAGGCCUUUUUCCACAGAUGACAGCCUGACAUGUCACAGCAGGAAAAGCAAACAUAAUGUAAAUAAAUUAAUGACUGAUUUCAGUGUAGAGGCUUCAGUUUCAGGGUUCACAGUUUGUCAAAUCUGUCUUAAAACGACAGCCAUGAGACAGCCAUGUACUCUUAGAGAAAUAGAGGACAAAAUUCACAGUCCUUGUUUUGUACAGAAAUAUAUUCAGAGAUUGAUCUGAAAGCAAUAGUUGGCCUCAGCAGUCUGAGUUAGACAAAGUAAUUGAAUAUUUUUCUUUCAAAAGUUAAAAUAUUUUAAGUACAGGAUGCCUUCUUUCUGUUACUGUCUUUCCACUGCAGCUUAGCAGGGAAACACUGGCCAGGAAAAGAAAAAGAAGGAAAUUUGUACCACAAUGGCAGCAGCUUUGGAAGAUAUCUACUUGAUUUGUCUACUCAAACUGCUUUAGACAAACUUCUGAAUACAAACAAAUACUGCAUGUUUUUUUCAUUGAAUGUCCAGGAUGAACAGGACAAACGAUUACAGCAAGUAAAUACAGUUUCCAUGUUUACAUCAGCACCUGACUAGUAAAGUGAAAAGUAAUGAACCUAUCAUUUAAUAGUAUUAGUAGUAUCUGAUUUUCCUACUAUGAUCAGUCAAAGUUUGUGCUGUGGUAAAGGCCUGUUGUGUUUGAUGCUGUACUCCUGUGGUCAGUGUGAGAAUUACAGCCCCUGUUCAAACUGAGGCAUCGUUUCAUGACUUUCAUGACAUGAAUUGUUUCAGUGACAUUUAAGUAUGAGAACCAAGUUAAAACUUCACACAGUUAGUUCAUUGAUAAUUUAGACAACUCAUAACCAUUGAGCAUUCUCAAUAAACAGGAUGACUUACAUUGUUAAUAGACACGAAGAGAAGAAGUUAAUUGCAUCCACCUUCAGAGUGUACAGAUUAUUUUGCAGAUAAAUGUUUCGAUUGUCAUCAUAUUCUUUCAUUUAUUUGUUCAUAUUCAUUUCUCCACAUUGAAAGUUUGAGUUAAAAACAGACUCUGUUCUUUACAGUAGAAGAAUGUCCUAGUGCCUCAGCUCUGAACAUAAUUUUAAAUUUGUUGCUGCUUUUGGAACCAAGUGAUGGUGAAUUUUUAAAACUACUCUUGGGAUAUCAUCCUCACUUCCAUUCAGACCAGUCUUUUUUCAAUAACACUCGCUAAUUUGUAAAUGAUCUAAAUAUAUGAACAUACUGUAAAUAUGUUUGUUACAUAUAUUUGAUGCAAAUCUGUCAGGUAGUCACUUCACCAGUUCUGGUGUGACAUGGAUAGCAUGCGCCACUGACAUGCAGCCCUGGCAGUAUUAACGUUUAACCAUCCAAAUUUAGCUAUAUGUCAUGUAUGUCCUGGUUAUAACAUGAUGAAUCCUUAAAGACAUGCAAUUAAAGAGUAUAAGACACGUCCUUGAUAACAUGAAUACAGCUUACCCAAAGACUCUGAGGAAAAAUAAAACUUGAAUCUUCUCUAACUUAUUCUGUGAUUGAGGAAGAGGAAUCAGUUGCAUCA
Molecule: messenger RNA, 2520 nt
Organism: Lates calcarifer (barramundi perch)
Lineage: Eukaryota; Metazoa; Chordata; Actinopteri; Centropomidae
Product: zinc finger CCHC domain-containing protein 7
Exons: 3
Coding region: 82-798 (238 amino acids)
Molecular function (GO): zinc ion binding; nucleic acid binding
Source: RefSeq, a predicted model, not a curated record